This is a messenger RNA of Plenodomus lingam JN3, 408 nucleotides long. RefSeq lists its product as uncharacterized. Lineage: Eukaryota; Fungi; Ascomycota; Dothideomycetes; Pleosporales; Leptosphaeriaceae. The record is from RefSeq and is a predicted model, not a curated record.
AUGCACCCACCACACCGAAGCCACCAAACUCCUCCCACCCGCGCCUUCCACUCAGCCAAUUCCACCCCCAACCUCACCGGCAUCCGCAUCGGGUUCCCCAGCCUUCCCGCCUCCACGCACCUCCCGCCCACAAAGCCACACAAUCCACCCGCCUCCUGUCCCGCCUCCACCACGCCAGCACCACCAUCAUCCCCAACAUCCCCAUCCCCGGUGCCCAAACCUACGAAGCCCUCCCCCUCCCUGCCCGCCAAAUCACCCCAAGACACAGACUUGAAAGUCGCAAUAAACACCUACCUCGCCACCCUCGCCACAAAACCAAACCUCAUCUUCACCCUUGCCGACCACCUCGCUUUCACAAAGCGCUGCCCCGCUGAACAAUACCCGGAGCGCAACGCCGCGGUGCUAUAG